Blastocystis hominis is the source of this 464-nucleotide messenger RNA. RefSeq lists its product as hypothetical. The transcript has a single exon. The record is from RefSeq and is a predicted model, not a curated record. The coding region runs from base 1 to 231 and encodes 76 amino acids. Lineage: Eukaryota; Bigyra; Opalinata; Blastocystidae.
AUGGCCAGGUCGCGAAGGGUGCGGAGCUCUGUGAGUGAGUGUGUCUGUGCGGUGAAGAAUCGAAUGACCCCCGCGACGAUCCAUUCAUUCAAUUCUUUUGGGCUCUGUGUGUCAGUAGUGUCAGUAGUGUCAGUAGUGUCAGUAGUGUCAGAAGUGUCAGUAGUGUCGUUGAUGUCGUUGAUGUCAUUCGUGUCAUUUGUGUCAUUUGGAUUUGUCGAACUCAAGUCUUGAAGGAGGAGAGAGCGGAUUUCGGAUGGAGUUAGAGCGGGGAAAUGGAAAAUGAGGGAGGAAUUGGGUUGAUAAGGAUCGAUGGAAACGGUGAGGAGAAUUAAGCCGAGAUAGGGAGUCUUCGAAGGAAGGCUCAGAAGGAGAUUGAACACUUCGUUCUCCAUUUGUUCACACUAUGGAUGAAUUGGGGGGAGAAGAGGCACGCCGUCGAUUACGAUGUAAAAGGACUUCUGUUC